This is a messenger RNA of Selaginella moellendorffii, 1809 nucleotides long. Its product is annotated as pentatricopeptide repeat-containing protein At4g02750-like. The record is from RefSeq and is a predicted model, not a curated record. The transcript has a single exon. Gene Ontology annotation, molecular function: protein binding. Lineage: Eukaryota; Viridiplantae; Streptophyta; Lycopodiopsida; Selaginellales; Selaginellaceae. The coding region runs from base 1 to 1809 and encodes 602 amino acids.
AUGUUGCCGAGGAGAAGAGCUCUAGGAGUUCUUGCGAGAUUCGUGCUUGCCAGGAGCUACAGCAGGAGGGAGACAUGGGGUGGAAAGCCAUUCUUGCAACACCCGCUCGCUCCAAGGAACCGGGGAUGGGGGCUGGAGCUCAAGAUGCUGGAGUGCGUGAGGAAAGGUAAGGUGAUGUUCGCCAGGAAGAUCCUCCCUCUGUGCCUGGAGCGCGGCGUCUUCACCGAGAACACCGAGCUCGCGACGCUGGUGAUCGAGCUCUUCGGCAAGAACAGCUGCCUGGAAGAAGCGCGCGUGACCUUCGAGAGCCUGCCAAGACCCGGCAACAUCGCCUGGCACUUCAUGGUCCAGGCCUACAUCCUGGCCGGGAAGAUCGACGAGGCGCGAGAGCUCUUCGACAAGAUCCCGACGAUCACCGCUCACACUCGCAACGUGAUGCUGGGAGCUUACCUCGCCAAGAACAGGCUCGCCGACGCCAAGGCUCUCUACGAUCGCCGCCCCGUCCAGGAGCUCGUGACGUGGUGUAUCAUGUUUACCGCGCUCGUCAAGAGCGAUCAUCUCGACACCGCGCGAGGGAUGCUCUGGGCGAUGCCAGUGACCAGGAUCGACAUCGCCUGGAACGUAGUGAUCCAGGCCUACUGUAAGAAGGGUCUCUUCGAUCAAGCCAAGGAAGUGUUUGAUUCCAUGCCUGGGCAUUCCAAGAACCCAAUCACGUACCGGAUGAUGGUCACUGCCUAUGCCCAGUCCGGGCAUCUCGCCCAGGCGCGCGAGCUCCUCCGCGAGAUUGAGGAGCUCGAUGGCGUCGCCUGGAACGAGAUGAUCCAGGCGUAUGCCCGGUUUGGGCAUCUUGGCCGCGCGCUGGAGAUGAUGGAUCUCCGCCCGGGACGCACCGACGACGCCUCGCGCAUAGCGAUGAUCCAGGCCGCCGGGAGGCUGGGCAGGAUCCGCGACGCCGAGACGAUCUUCGCCAGCGUCACACUCGAUCGCGUCGCUUACAACGCGCUGCUAACGGCCUAUGCCCGCGCUGGGCUCGUCGACGCCGCCAGGAAGAUCUUCCACGAUCUGGACGACGCCAGGAACGAGACCAGCUGGAGCAACAUGAUCCAGUGCUACGCGCAGCGCGAUCUCGUCCACGACGCCGAGGAGCUCUUCGAUCGAUCGCCAUACGAGUGCGUCGCAGCGUCCACUGCGAUGGUCGGAGCUUACGCUCGAGCUGGGCUUGUGUUCCAGGCCAAGCGCUUGUUUGACAGCCUCAUCUUGAAGAACGCCACCACCUGGGCAGUGAUGAUCGGUGGCUAUGCCCGGAGUGGGCAUCCCAGAGCCGCGAUCCAUUUCUUCCACCGGAUGGUGUUCGAGGGCGUCGAUCCCACUCGCCUGGCUUUCACGGCCGUUUUAACUGCCUGUCAGCUGAAGCGGGCGCGCUACUAUCUCAGCUCCAUGGGCCGAGACUAUGGCGUACCUCCUGGCCUCGAGCACUACCACUGCCUCCUCGAGCUUCUCGGGAGGAAUGCCAAGCUGCUGGAUCGUGCCGAGGAGCUCGUGAACUCGAUGCCUUUCUUUCCUGAUGCUGCUGCCUGGACGAUUCUCAAGCGUGCCUGUGAGGCUCACGGGGACACCGAGCGAGCGGCGAGGAUCACUGUUUCACCAAAGUUCGAGUUUGUCAGUGCCCAUGAUCACGUUUGCAAGCGGGAGAUGAUUCAGUACCUGGAUGAAGCGCUGCCGGACAAGGAUCCCAGUGUCAGAGACUAUGGAAUUCCUAUGGCUCAUCUCUUUACAAUCGGGAGAGAACUGCGACGAUGGGAGAAAUGA